AACGCGGAAUCGGCCUAUUUUCAACGAUUGCGGUUACAUCACGGAUUGACGGGAUCGGAUGAAGCCUGUCGAUGAAAAAUCAGAAGCAGGCCAUCCAAGACAGGGCGUGUGCGAUCGUUCAUUCAGUGAAAGUCAUCUAAGACCUGGUAUAUAAAACCGACCCGUGUAACAGAGGAUGGCACACUCUUGGUUCACGUAGAAGACAAGCAACAAUGAGAAUCUUGAUAUUCUGCCUUUUGGCGACGGUGGCAUUCGUAACCAAAGCGGAGCCACAGCAACAGAAGACAAAGCGUGGGGUGCUAUUGGGUUCAGGAGGGCUGGGCGGAUCGUUGGUCGGACUGGACCUCGGCAACAGUCUCGAAUCAGCUGGAAUUCCUGGAGGAUACACGAGUGGAUUGUCCAUUGGUACAUAUGGAGGGCUCUCGAACGGAAUAUCCGGGCUUACCGGAGGAUAUGGCUCAAAUAUCGGCGUAGGAAUAAAUGGAGGGCUCUCGACAAGUCUUACUGCUGGAAUUUCUGGAGGGCUGAGUACUGCCAACGUUCAGUCCAUAGCUCAGCAGGUUCCAGUGGUUGUUCCUCAACAGUAUCCUGUGUCCAGAUCCAUUUCUGCCCCUUACUACGUUCGACAGACUGUCCCCCUCAUCAAGGACCUACCUGUCCAUGUGUCCCAACCUGUUCCAAUCGCUGGGUCGCAAUCCAUCAGAGUUCCAGUACCAGCUCCUCAAUCAAUCCCUAUUCAGCAGACUGCCCCUCAGUCUCUGCUUCUAUCUAGUGGGUCCAGCCUGGGUUCUAGCCUCGGAUAUGCUGGUCAUGGGUCAGGAAUUAAUUCUGGGGGACUUAGCCCAAGUCUGGGUGCUGGACACAUCCCUGGAAUCCACCUUAACUCUGGGAUCAACACAGGACUAACGUCUGGAAUUGGUUCUGCUUAUGGCUCGGGUCUGAACUCCAUUGGUUCUGGCUUAGGACAUGGAUCACUUUUAAAUUAUGGAUCUGGACUGGGUCUGAACUCUGGAUAUGGUUCAGGACUUAGUUAUGGAUUUGGAUCGACUGGUAUCCCCUCUGGUGGUGGACUGAAUAGUGGAUAUGGGUCCUCAUUUGGAUGGACACCUGGAAGUGGCCUUGGUCCUUAUGGCACGGGGUUGACUGACAACCUUGGUUCUGGAUAUGGAGCUGGUUAUGGGUAUUCUACUUCUGGCUCCCUGGAUCGAAGUGGUAUCGUCUUCAGGAAAUACUGAAUUAAUGAAUCAAGAUGAAUCGAAAUGUA
Messenger RNA from Osmia bicornis bicornis, 1264 nucleotides. RefSeq names its product fibroin heavy chain-like. NCBI's taxonomy places the organism in Eukaryota, Metazoa, Arthropoda, Insecta, Hymenoptera, Megachilidae. The record is from RefSeq and is a predicted model, not a curated record. The coding region runs from base 213 to 1235 and encodes 340 amino acids. The transcript has 2 exons.